GCUUAGUCUCCAGGCUAAAUCAAUGAAUUGAUGUUCUGGACUGAUUCAAACAAGACCAGAGGUUCAUUUUUCAGGAAAAUAAUCUUCAGCCUUCAACAGAUGGAUUACUCCAGGUUUGUCUUCCUGACAGCUCUCGCUUCAAUUAUAGAGGAUUCAUUUGCUACCUCCUGUGUGGUGGAUCAAUUCAGUGUGAAGAGUGGGUUUGACCACAAAAGGUAUUCUGGCAAGUGGUAUGCUGUGGCAAAGAAAGAUCCUGAAGGGCUCUUCCUUCAGGAUAACAUCUCAGCUGAAUACUUUGUGGAUGAUGAGGGAACAAUGACAGCUUUAUCAAAGGGAAGAGUGAAACUUUUUGGCCACAGUAUUAACAUGGCUGGUCAUGGUGAUCACUACUGGGUUAUUGACACUGACUACGAUAACUAUGCUAUUACCUAUGCUUGCCGUAGACAGAAGGCUGAUGGAACCUGCGAUGAUGGUUAUGCUAUCGUCUUCUCCCGCAGCCCACUUGGUCUUCCACCAAACAUCCAGCGCAUUGUACGUCGGAAACAAGAAGAGAUUUGUCUCUCGGGACAGUUUGAACCAGUGCUGCAAUCUGGUGCCUGCCCUUGAAGUCUAAUGAGAAAAACAGCUUUUCUGAAGACAGAACACUUACAUUACAAAAUGGAAUUAUAAAGAGAGAUUAUAUCUACAGUUGAAAAUAACUUAAAUAUCCUAGGAAAUAUCCUGGUCAAAAGUAGUUGGCUAUCACAAAUCAAAAUUCUUUUUGUACUUUUUAAUUGUAGACAUAAUGCUUGGGCCUUGGACGAAGUUUUCAUUCUGAAAUGUAUCAUAAAUGUGACCAUUUUGUCGCAAACACUCUAAUGAAAUUUAAAGAGCAUUUGCUCUGAAAUAAUAGAGAAGAAAAUAAGAAUUCUGUUGUUAUGCAAUGUGUUUAUCCAGAAAUAGACAUAACUGAGUCUUUUAUCAACAAAUGCAACAAAAAUAAAGACCAUCUUAAUAUAA
This is a messenger RNA of Chiloscyllium plagiosum (whitespotted bambooshark), 999 nucleotides long. The record is from RefSeq and is a predicted model, not a curated record. NCBI's taxonomy places the organism in Eukaryota, Metazoa, Chordata, Chondrichthyes, Orectolobiformes, Hemiscylliidae.